Messenger RNA from Cyphellophora europaea CBS 101466, 594 nucleotides. RefSeq lists its product as uncharacterized. Gene Ontology annotation, cellular component: U1 snRNP; nucleus. Gene Ontology annotation, molecular function: zinc ion binding; pre-mRNA 5'-splice site binding. Gene Ontology annotation, biological process: spliceosomal snRNP assembly; mRNA 5'-splice site recognition; mRNA splicing, via spliceosome. The transcript has 2 exons. Bases 1 to 594 code for a protein of 197 amino acids. The record is from RefSeq and is a predicted model, not a curated record. Lineage: Eukaryota; Fungi; Ascomycota; Eurotiomycetes; Chaetothyriales; Cyphellophoraceae.
AUGCCGCGUUUCUUCUGCGAAUACUGCGAUGUCUACCUCACCCACGACUCCAUGUCGGUGCGCAAAGCACACAAUAGUGGUCGCAACCAUUUGCGCAACGUGAUCGACUACUACCAGCAGAUCGGCCACGAGAAAACACAAUCUGUCAUUGACUCCAUCGCCUCCUCAUACUCUGCCGAAGGUCUGCAACAGCCCAACCUGAACCUGGUUCAGCCUGGCGGUGGUUUUCCCCCUCCGCCUCAUGGCUUCCCUGGUCUUCCGGGAAUGCCCCCUCCACCCUUCGGUAUGACUCCUGGUCAGGGUCCUGCCAUGCCACCUGCGCCUGGAGGUCAAGGCAUGCCAUUCCCUCCGUUUCCACCUAACGGACAGCCCCCGCCGAAUCUUCCUAAUGGCAUGCCAUUUCCUCCCCCCGGCGGCUUUCCGGGUGGCAGACUUCCUCCGUUCCCACCUCCUGGCGCACCGGGUGGGUUUCCUCCAAAUCCAUCAGGCCCUCCAGGUGGUCCAAGUCCCGGGCCUCAACAUCAAGGCUCUGCGCCAGGACCCCCGGGCUACCAUGCUGCGCCACCUCCGCCGGGUCUAGAUGCCCGUCGUUAG